Molecule: messenger RNA, 2281 nt
Organism: Gastrolobium bilobum
Lineage: Eukaryota; Viridiplantae; Streptophyta; Magnoliopsida; Fabales; Fabaceae
Product: pentatricopeptide repeat-containing protein At1g74630
Exons: 1
Coding region: 1-1932 (643 amino acids)
Biological process (GO): RNA modification
Molecular function (GO): zinc ion binding; protein binding; RNA binding
Source: RefSeq, a predicted model, not a curated record
AUGAACAUCUGGGAACAAGGAUGGGUUUCAUUGUUGAGCAAGUGCAGCAGCUUGAAACCCGCGAAGCAAGUCCAUGCCCAUAUCUACAAAACGGGUCUUCAAUCCGACCCGUUUGUAUUGGGGAAGCUCCUUCUCCACUGCGCCAUCUGCAUCUCCGAUGCUCUUCACUAUGCUCGUCGUCUCUUCCAACACUUCCCCAACCCAGACACUUUCAUGUACAACACCCUCAUUCGAGCACUUGCUCAAUCUCAAACCCCUCUCAAUUCCCUUCACCCCUUCAUCCAAAUGCGUCGCCAACCCACCCUUUUCCCAGAUAGCUUCUCUUUUGCGUUUGCACUCAAGGGCGUCGCUAACUGCGGCCAUUUGAGACCUGGCAUUCAGUUGCACUGUCAAGCUUUUUGUCAUGGCUUUGAUACCCAUAUUUUUGUUGGGACAACCUUGAUCAGUAUGUAUGCUGAAUGCGGGAAUUCUGAGUCUGCUAGACAGGUGUUUGAGGAAAUGCCAGAACCAAAUGUUGUCACGUGGAAUGCUGUUGUCACCGCCUGCUUUAGGUGUGGGGAUUUGGAGGGUGCGCGGGAUGUGUUUGGACGGAUGCCCAUUCGGAAUUUGACCUCGUGGAAUGUGAUGCUUGCCGGUUAUGCUAAAGCAGGUGAGCUUGGGUUGGCAAGAAGAGUUUUUUCUGAAAUGCCUAUGAAAGAUGAUGUUUCUUGGAGCACUAUGAUUGUUGGGUUUGGUCACAAUGGUUCUUUUGAUGAGGCUUUUGGGUUUUUCAGGGAAUUGCUGAGGCAGGGAAUCAGGCCAAAUGAGGUGAGUCUGACUGGUGUGUUAUCUGCAUGUGCACAAGCUGGGGCAUUUGAGUUUGGGAAGAUUUUACAUGGGUUUAUAGAGAAAGCUGGGUUUCUUUGUAUUCUUUCGGUGAAUAAUGCUCUCAUAGAUACCUUCUCCAAGUGUGGAAAUGUAGCUAUGGCUAGGUUGGUCUUUGAGAAUAUGCUGGUGGGGAGGAGCAUUGUGUCUUGGACAUCAAUGAUAGCUGGCCUUGCAAUGCAUGGUCAUGGAGAAGAGGCAAUACAACUUUUUCAUGAGAUGGAAGAGUCUGGAGUUAGGCCAGACGGUAUUACUUUCAUAUCUCUACUAUAUGCUUGUAGCCAUUGUGGCUUGGUUGAGCAAGGGCGUGCUUCUUUUUCUAAGAUGAAGAAUUUGUAUGGUAUUGAACCUGCCAUUGAACAUUAUGGUUGCAUGGUUGAUCUGUAUGGUCGAGCUGCAAGGUUGCAGGAGGCCUAUGAGUUUAUAUGUCGAAUGCCAAUUUCACCUAAUGCAAUCAUUUGGAGGACUCUCCUUGGGGCAUGUAGCAUUCAUGGUAAUAUUGAAUUGGCAGAGCUUGUGAAAGCAAGGCUUGCUGAAAUGGAUCCAAACAACUCCGGUGACCAUGUACUACUCUCAAAUGUUUAUGCCAUUGCAGGGAAAUGGAAGGAUGUUGCCAGCAUAAGAAGAACAAUGAUUGAACAGAGCAUGAAAAAAACUCCUGGUUGGAGCAUGAUUGAAAUUGACAAGGUCAUUUAUGGUUUUGUGGCAGGUGAAAAGCCUAACAAGGUUACAGAAGAGGCUCAUGAUAAACUGAGGGAAAUAAUGUUGAGACUCAAAGCAGAAGUGGGUUAUGCGCCACAGGUAAGGAGUGUCCUGCAUGAUAUUGAAGAGGAAGAAAAAGAAGAUUCAGUGACUAAGCAUAGUGAGAAGCUUGCUGCAGCUUUCGGAAUAGCAAAACUUCCUAAGGGAAGGAUUUUAAGAAUAGUGAAGAACCUGAGGGUUUGUGGGGACUGCCAUACUGUGAUGAAGCUGAUUUCUAAAGUUUAUCGAGUAGAGAUCAUUGUUAGAGACAGAAGCCGCUUCCACUCGUUUAAAGAUGGAUUUUGUUCUUGCAGAGAUUAUUGGUGACAGAGGUGAUUGAUCAAGUAGUUUAUCUUGACUGCUCUUGAUUGAUCAAGUAGAUUGGCUGAUCUUCAGCAAAAUGGCUGAGCUAGAUAGCUCAAUGCUGGUGACACUACAGGAAUAUGGUGAAAUGGCUACUAGAGAAGCAUUUAGUUGUUUCUUUUCAAGUGGUCUUUCUACCAUAAUGGAGAAAUAUGGUGAAAUGGUAAUACCCAUUAAUGAAGAAGAAAUAUGGCCAAUAACUACUGGUCUUUGUACCAUCAUUCCUCCAAAGUACAAGACACCUACUGGAAGCGGAAAAAGAAAAGCUACCAAGAAGGGAAAAGGAUGAGCCUGUAAAACCAUACAGGCUAAG